This is a messenger RNA of Scleropages formosus (Asian bonytongue), 608 nucleotides long. It is a transcript of the gene hint1, whose product is annotated as histidine triad nucleotide binding protein 1. The transcript is spliced from 3 exons. Gene Ontology annotation, molecular function: catalytic activity. The coding region runs from base 81 to 461 and encodes 126 amino acids. The record is from RefSeq and is a predicted model, not a curated record. Lineage: Eukaryota; Metazoa; Chordata; Actinopteri; Osteoglossiformes; Osteoglossidae.
UCAGAGUCUCGCUGUCCAAGUAUUGCCUUGGUGCAGCGAAAGGAUCUUCUGACUUGGUGGGUGGAGUAGUUUGAGGAGCCAUGGCUGACGAAAUCGCCAAGGCGCAGGCUGCUCAGCCGGGAGGAGAUACGAUUUUUGGAAAAAUUAUUCGUAAAGAAAUUCCUGCGAAAAUAUUCUACGAAGACGAGCAGUGUAUAGCCUUCCAUGAUGUGGCCCCUCAGGCCCCCAUUCACUUCCUGGUUGUGCCACGGAAGCCCAUCUCCCAGCUGUCCACAGCUCAGGAUGAAGAUGUUGCUCUCCUGGGACACAUGAUGAUUGUUGCCAAGAAGUGUGCAGAGGAAAUGGGCUUGUCCAAGGGCUACCGGUUGGUGGUUAAUGACGGGCCGGAUGGUGGCCAGUCUGUCUACCAUGUUCACAUCCACAUCAUGGGUGGCCGUCAGAUGGGCUGGCCUCCCGGUUAACCAGUACUGACCACAGAAGACCUGGACCCUACUUCACCGGUCUUCUGAAAUGUAGGGAAAAAAUCAGUCUUGAUUCUGCAUUUGCUGUCAAUCUGUCACGUGUUCACUGUGGAAGAAUUUUGUGGAAAAUAAAUAAACUUGCAGUAA